UCUUGUGUACACAGUGAGGAACUAGGAGAAUUCAUGGAGAUGAAAGGUGCCAACAGCCCUGGGAUCCUUGUACUGACCACAGGCCUCAGCAAACCUUUUAUGCGUCUGGAUAAAUACCCCACCUUACUCAAAGAACUUGAAAGGCACAUGGAGGAUUAUCAUCCGGAUCGUCCAGAUAUUCAGAAAUCCAUGACUGCCUUCAAAAAUCUUUCUGCACAAUGUCAAGAAGUACGGAAACGGAAAGAACUUGAACUACAAAUACUGACUGAAGCUAUCCGUUGUUGGGAGGGAGAGGAUAUUAAAACACUUGGCAAUGUGAUUUACAUGUCCCAGGUCAUGAUUCAGUGUGCUGGAAGUGAGGAAAAGAAUGAAAGAUACCUUCUUCUCUUCCCUAACAUUUUGCUAAUGUUGUCUGCCAGCCCGAGAAUGAGUGGGUUUAUCUAUCAGGGAAAACUGCCAAUGACAGGAAUGACUAUCACAAAGCUAGAAGACAGUGAAAACCAUAAAAAUGCAUUUGAAAUAUCAGGAAAUAUGAUUGAAAGGAUACUAGUGUCUUGUAACAACCAGCAAGAUUUGCAUGAAUGGGUGGAUCACCUGCAGAAGCAAACCAAAGUCACAACUGUUGGGAAUCCCACCAUUAAACCUCACUCUGUGCCAUCUCACACACUUCCUUCCCAUCCCGUAACACCCUCCAGCAAGCAUUCAGACAGCAAGCCAAUACCACUGACUCCUGCAUACCACACUCUCCCUCAUCCGUCGCAUCAUGGGACUCCACAUACCACAAUAAACUGGGGACCUCUGGAACCUCCGAAAACCCCCAAGCCUUGGAGUCUGAGCUGCUUGCGGCCUGCGCCUCCAUUACGGCCUUCAGCAGCUCUUUGUUAUAAAGAGGAUCUCAGUAAAAGCCCUAAAACCAUGAAAAAGCUGCUUCCCAAACGCAAGCCAGAACGGAAACCGUCAGAUGAAGAGUUUGCACUGAGAAAAAGUACAGCUGCUUUAGAAGAAGAUGCUCAAAUUCUUAAAGUCAUUGAAGCAUAUUGCACAAGUGCCAAAACACGUCAAACACUAAAUUCAAGUUCCCGUAAAGAAUCAGCUCCUCAAGUCCUGCUUCCAGAAGAAGAAAAAAUUAUUGUAGAAGAAACUAAAAGUAAUGGUCAGACUGUUAUAGAAGAGAAAAGCCUUGUUGACACAGUAUAUGCAUUAAAGGAUGAAGUACAGGAGUUAAGACAGGAUAACAAAAAGAUGAAGAAAUCAUUAGAAGAAGAACAAAGAGCUCGCAAGGACUUGGAGAAGCUUGUUAGAAAAGUUCUAAAGAACAUGAAUGAUCCAUCUUGGGAUGAAACCAACUUAUAACUAAUUUUUUUCUUUUUUUUUUCUCCCCCCUUUUUCUUUCUAUUGAAAGACCAGUUGUAAAACUGAGCUGGGAAGCCUUCUGACAUUAGUCAGUGUUGCAUCAGGAGCACUACAAAACAGGAUUUAACUGGAUCUAGUGAUUUCUUGCUCUGAACAUAUAGAAACAGUCAAGCCAUUUACUGAAGCAAUCUGUACUUUAAGUGUGGAGACCGUGGAUCCUGAACUUUACUAAACUUAAUUUGUUUGCAUCUAAAUUACCUCAUUUUGCAGAAAGUGCAGCACCUGACUAAAAGUCCAUGUUUUUCAGUGGCUUUUUAAUUAAAUAUAUAUUUUUCUUGUAAAUAUCUGUAAUUUUGAAUGCAUAUGUGAUUGAUGUAUCAGGGCUGAUAUGUUAUUUUUUCCUCUUGUUAUUAUGAUGGUCACAAGUGUUAGAAAUGACGGCAGUACUGUCUUACCUAAGAAAGGUCAGAGUUCUUUAUGGAUAAUUAUGGAUUUCUUCCAAAUUACCCACUCAUCACACAUGCAGAGUUAAAAACCUAUUUUUCCUAUUGACCACUGUAUUUAAAUCCUUUACUGUUAUUUAUGUCUGUGCAUACAUUUUUAAACAGUUUACAAUUCUUUAAGAACAGUAUUAAAAUACAGAAAA
Molecule: messenger RNA, 1999 nt
Organism: Balearica regulorum gibbericeps (East African grey crowned-crane)
Lineage: Eukaryota; Metazoa; Chordata; Aves; Gruiformes; Gruidae
Source: RefSeq, a predicted model, not a curated record